AUGUCCUCUUCAGCACUUCGAGCAGCCAUCCUCAUCGUCUCGGAGACUGCGUCAAAGGAUGCGUCUACUGAUAAAGGCAUUCCCGCUUUACAGCAGACUUUUGCGGACAAAGGCGGAGGUCAAUGGCAAGCAACUGACACCAAGAUUGUGACUGAUAAUGUCCUCGAUAUUCAACGUGCCAUCACUGCUUGGACAGAUGGCGCAGAUCCGGUGAAUCUUAUUGUCACAAGUGGAGGCACUGGAUUUGCUCAGAAAGAUGUGACUCCAGAGGCAGUGACUCCUCUCAUACACAGACAUGCCACCGGACUGGUACAUACAAUGCUUUCAGCCUCCUUGGCUAUAACGCCUUUCGCAGCAAUGGCCCGACCGGUCGCUGGUGUUCGGAAUGGGACCCUGAUCCUCACUCUACCUGGUUCGCCGAAAGGAGCAAAAGAGAAUCUCGAGGCAGUGCUAAAGCUUUUGCCACAUGCCUGCCAACAGGCUUCUGGGGCUGAUUCUCGUACUUUGCAUGCUGGUGGAGUCAAGAAGCUUGAAAAGGACGCCAGUGUGUCGGCUGCUGCCCAAAGCCCCUCCUCAAACCAUCAUCACCACGAUCACUCACAUGAUCAUUCGCAUGGUCAUGGUCAUGGCCAUCACCACGGCCCAAAGGCACACACACUUCCAGAAAAUCGGCCAAUGUCAAACGACCCCAACGCUGGACCUUCACGACGAUACCGCGAGUCUCCUUACCCCAUGCUUGCUGUGGAAGAUGCAUUGGCUCAAAUCACACAGCAUACACCUGCACCCACGAUUACAAAAUCACCCGUCAACGAAGAUCUCGUUGGAUCCGUGCUCGCAGAAGAUGUGACUGCGAGCGAAUCUGUUCCUGCUUUCCGAGCUAGCAUUGUAGAUGGAUAUGCUGUCGUGGCCUCUAACCAUGUUCUUGUACCCAGCACCAAAGGUAUCUUCCCAGUCACUGGAAUCUCACAUGCACAGGCCGCUAAGGACAUGCCGACCCUGCGAUCUGGAGAAGUGGCGCGAAUCAYCACAGGUGCUCCGCUUCCACCUGGCGCCACUGCUGUUGUGAUGGUAGAGGAUACAGUACUUCGCUCAAUGACAGAAGAUGGCAAGGAAGAGAAAGAUAUUGAGAUUCUCACUGAUGAUAUCAAGCCCGGCGAGAAUGUCCGCGAAGUCGGAAGCGAUGUGAAGGCUGGGAGUGUGGUCAUGAAGAAGGGUGAAGRCAUCACUGCAAUUGGCGGAGAAUUUGGUCUCCUCGCUUCGGUAGGCACGAGAGAAGUCGCAAUCUUUCGGAAACCUAUUGUUGGAGUACUUAGCACUGGCGAUGAGAUUGUACAACACGAUCGACCGGGUGAGCUGAGACUCGGUGAAGUGCGGGACACAAAUCGUCCGACACUUCUCACUGCAGUUCGAGGUUCCGGUUUCGAGGCAGUGGACCUCGGGGUUGCCUCUGACAAACAUGGUGCGUUGGAAGAGCAUCUUCGCUCCGCCAUGCGGAAGGUGGACGUCAUCAUCACCUCCGGCGGCGUAUCGAUGGGUGAACUUGAUCUUCUAAAACCCACCAUUGAACAUAGCCUUGGUGGCACGAUCCACUUUGGCCGCGUGAGUAUGAAACCUGGAAAACCCACGACAUUCGCCACAGUGCCAUUCAAAGCCAACGACGGUACAUCACAAACCAAGGUCAUAUUUUCACUACCCGGCAAUCCUGCCUCUGCGGUUGUAACAUACCAUCUCUUCGUCCUGCCGGCUCUACACAAGAUGAGUGGCAUCAGUCCUGUUGGACUACCCAAGGUCAGGGUUGUGUUGGAUCAAGACGUCAGAAUGGACCCGCAGAGAGCCGAGUAUCAUCGUGUGAUUGUCACGGCGAGAGCUGAUGGACUUCUCCAUGCUACGAGUACCGGGUUUCAAAGAAGUUCGGCUAUUGGGAGCUUCAAAGGCGCCAAUGCUUUGCUUUGUCUACCUGCCGAGAAAGGCUCAAAAGUGAAGGGAGAUAAAAUUGACGCACUGUUGAUGGGAAAGAUCACGAGCGAGUUGACUGGGUGA
Ramularia collo-cygni is the source of this 2040-nucleotide messenger RNA. Its product is annotated as probable gephyrin. Gene Ontology annotation, cellular component: cytoplasm; cytosol. Gene Ontology annotation, biological process: molybdenum incorporation into molybdenum-molybdopterin complex; Mo-molybdopterin cofactor biosynthetic process. Gene Ontology annotation, molecular function: molybdopterin molybdotransferase activity. The record is from RefSeq and is a predicted model, not a curated record. The transcript is spliced from 4 exons. NCBI's taxonomy places the organism in Eukaryota, Fungi, Ascomycota, Dothideomycetes, Mycosphaerellales, Mycosphaerellaceae. The coding region runs from base 1 to 2040 and encodes 679 amino acids.